GUUGGAGAAAAGUUCGGGGCACGGUAACAAUACCCCAUUCCGGCAGUUACCUCAUCAUGACCCCACAGCCGUCGCGCUUACCGUUCGCAAAUUAGGGGCAAGACUCACUAGCGUUACGCUUUUGGGAGACGCCUCCUGAGCAUAUAUUAUCUACCCCAUUAUCCCAUGUCUGUAUACAACCGGAAUGGUAUAAAUUGAAGCUAUAUUCCUCCCCAGAAUGCCAAUCGUCGGCACCUGGUAUAACCGCAACAAAACAAUAUGACUGUUACUCAAAACUCUACUUGGUGGAAGAAUGCCACCGUUUACCAAAUCUGGCCUGCGUCCUACAAAGAUUCCAACGGCGACGGUGUGGGUGAUAUCCCAGGUAUAAUUUCAACCUUGGACUACAUUAAGGACUUGGGUAUUGACGUGGUCUGGCUAUCCCCUAUGUUCGAUUCCCCGCAAGACGACAUGGGCUACGAUAUCUCCAACUACGAAGGGAUCUACCCACCCUACGGUACCAUGGACGACAUGGACAACCUCAUUGACCAGUGCCACAAGAGGGGCAUGAAGUUGAUCUUGGAUUUGGUCAUCAACCACACGUCCAGUGAGCACGACUGGUUCAAGGAGUCGAGAUCCUCCAAGACCAAUCCUAAGAGGGACUGGUACAUGUGGAGACCUCCAAGAAUCGACGAGCAUGGUAACAGACAGCCUCCAACCAACUGGAAGUCCCACUUCUCUGGCUCCGCUUGGACGUACGACGAGUUAACCGACGAGUACUACUUACACCUCUUUGCCAAGUCGCAGCCUGACUUGAACUGGGAAAACGACGAAACCAGAGAGGCAAUUUACAACUCUGCCAUGAAGUUUUGGUUGGAUAAGGGCUGUGACGGGUUCCGCAUUGACACCGCCGGGUUGUACUCCAAGACCUAUCCUAUCAGAGACGUUCCAAUCAUUGCUCCUGACCAGGAGUUCCAGCCGGCUGAUGCGUACACCCAUAACGGUCCGCGCAUCCACGAAUUCCACAAGGAAAUGUUUGCCAAGGUCACCAGCCACUACGAUGCUAUGACCGUGGGUGAGGUCUGCCGCGGUUCUCGUGAAGACACCUUGAAAUUUGUCAGCGCUAAGGAAAAGGAAAUGAACAUGAUCUUUUUGUUCGAUGUGGUUCUGUUGGGCACCCAAGAGACCGAUCAUUUCAAGUCUGAGAAGUUCACCCUUGUGGACUUUAAGAACGCGGUCAAAGGCCAGUGCGAGUUUGUGUCCGGUACCGAUGCUUGGUCGACGGUGUUCCUUGAAAACCACGACCAGCCUCGUAGUAUCACCCGAUUUGGUAACGCGUCCAAGAAGUACCACGACAAAUCUGGUAAACUAUUGGCCAUGAUGGAAGCUGCCUUAACCGGUACCUUAUUCAUCUACCAAGGCCAAGAAAUCGGUAUGACGAACUUUAGCCGUGACUGGGACAUUUCGGAUUACCAAGACAUUGAUUCCACCAACUACUACAAGCAGUUCAAGGCGAAGCACGGCGAUGACGAAAAGGCUAUGGCAGAGAUGAUGGAUAACUUAGCAUUAGUGGCCAGAGACCACGCUAGGACUCCGGUUCAGUGGGAUGACUCGGCCAACGCUGGGUUCACCACAGGUAAACCGUGGAUGAAGAUCAACGACAACUACCGGGAAAUCAACGUAAAGUCUCAGGUAAACGAUCCAAACUCGAUCUUGUCAUUCUACAAGCAGGUAUUGAAGCUCAGAAAGAACCACAAAGAUUUGUUCAUCUACGGUGAGUUUGAAACUUUGGACCACGAAAACGAGGAGACCUUUACCUUUAUCAAGACUUACCAAGACAAGAAGGCCCUUGUGGUGUUGAAUUUCAGCGAUAAGGACCAGCCUUUCAAGGCUCCCGAAGGAGAAUUGUUGCUCUCGAACGUUGACGUGGAGGAGGCUACGUUAUCGCCUUACGAAGGGAGAAUCUAUCUUCUCAGCUGAGGACCAAGAGCUUUGUGAUAUGAUCUCAUUAUAUAAUUUCAAAUUUUGUCCUUCAUUGGCUUUUUCUUUACAAUCAAUAGACAUGUCAUCCUUGGAUUAAAUGUGAACCGAAUUUUCUGAUAUUCUACAAAAUUG
Babjeviella inositovora NRRL Y-12698 is the source of this 2094-nucleotide messenger RNA. Its product is annotated as glycoside hydrolase family 13 protein. The record is from RefSeq and is a predicted model, not a curated record. Gene Ontology annotation, molecular function: alpha-amylase activity. Gene Ontology annotation, biological process: oligosaccharide catabolic process. Lineage: Eukaryota; Fungi; Ascomycota; Pichiomycetes; Serinales. The transcript has a single exon. Bases 259 to 1959 code for a protein of 566 amino acids.